GUCGCAGCGCGCUCCAGCGCUUACGUGCACGCACACAGAUGAUAGAGGGAUGUAUCAACUCUUCUUAGUGUAACGGGGAAAAUUAGUUUAUGAUGAAUUGUGCCAAAAUGUCUAUUAAUCUUGUAUAUUAAUUCUAAAAUGUUAAUUGAACACAAUGUGUUAAGUGCACCUGAUGGGAUAUAGCGACACCCGCAGGAGACUAAAGAAAAUUGUGAAUUGUGUCGGCCAUUUUCUCCUCAGUCAUUGUAAGCUGUUGAGGAGGAUGGUAGGUUUAAAUUCUCUCUCCGGUCAAAUGCAAGUAAAAUGUUGUUAGAGAUGAUUUUAUUUCUGCUAAGGUUCAAUAUUGUUCUCUAAAAGGGUAUUUCAUAUUGUAGAUACGCCAAAAGAGAUGAAGUUGAUGGAAAUGUAAAGUUUUAUACUGAAUUCACUGUUGAGUGCUUUAGGAGCACAUGGCAUUUCUUGUGUUUCAGUCUCUGUAUUUUCUCAUUGCUUAUUUUCUGUAUAUUUUAUUCAUUGUAUAUUUAUUUUUGGCAGUUAUGUGACCGGAUGAGUUGUAAUUCACUCCUGUGCGGUGUUAUUUCAUAUAUUCCAGGUAUGAUGUACUAAUGUUUGUGUACUGUGAAGGAAAAUUAGAACAUUCCCACAUCCGCAUAUCCUUGAAAUAUGAAUAUUAACCGUGCUUUGAAUAAUCAUGAUUUUAUUAUUGCAUUAUUAAUGAUUGCAUUGCCUUUAAUCAUAAAGAUUUUAAGAAUAGCUUUGAGUAUUAACCUUUAGCAUAUAGUACUAAAGUGAGAAUAGUCUAGCAGACUUAGAGAUAUGAUUCCAUUGUAUAUGGGUUUUGAUAGUUGACUUUUAAAUGUCAUGUGCAAAUUUAGCAGGCUUGGAGUUUUUUCGGUAUGUAUGUAUGUAUGUGUGUUUUUUUUAACUUUUGCUUUGCAGAGACACCUGGGGAGAAAAACAGGAUGUCGGAGCGACAGGGUGAAAUAACGGUCAUAGUUAUUUAUAACAGGAUGAACUUCUAAAACAGAAGUACAACUUUCCAUCAAACGGGUCUGGUGAACCUUUAAGAAAGAAGUAAAACUUUCCAUCGAACAGGCCCCCACCCAAUUGCACAUAUAUAUAUUUUGGGUCAGAGGGAGAGGCAGAUCAGAUCAACCGCUUCUCGGGGGAUUUGUUUCUGCAUUGGUGUUGUGUAAAGACAGGGACAGUUUUUGACCCAGAGCUCUGUAAUAUUUCAUUUGAGAUACUUAUUAAAAAUAAUUUGAUUUGAGUUACGUGUCUGAUCUCCUCAUUAAGAACAUGCAGGACGAUUAAAGUCCAACAAUUGGUGACCCCAUCGACGUGAUGAGGAGGACUGGACAUCAUUGAUUUUUCUUCUCGACAUUCCACUUGCGCAAAAUAGGAAAGGUAAGCAGAUACCUGUUAUAUCAAAAUUCUGCUUUAUUUAAAUGUCGUGAAGAAUGAUUAAUGAUAUGAUACAAUGAUUAUUGUCAUUUUUAUCUAAAUUUCAUAUAUCUCAAAUGAACUAUUAAAUGUGUCAAUAAAAUAAAAAGGGAAAUAACAAUUAUUCGGUUAAAAUAAAAUAAAAUAAAAAUUGUGAAACGAAAGAAAGGAAAUAUUGUUAUAACUGGUCCGGGACCAGGAGGCGUUUGGAACGCAGAAUUGGAAACCCGGCACUGACGAGUGUUUCGUGGGUUAUUCCAAAAUUAGGGUCCGGGACCCGAACGUGGACACGUACCACGUUGUUAACGUAGGACAAAUUUGAUAGUGUUCUGGGAACACAGAGCGGUUGGACCGCGGGAAUAGAAUACAGUAGAAUAGGACUUAGUGUUCUGGGAACACGUUGCGGUUGGACCGCGGGAAUAAAAUACGUUGCGGUUGGACCGCGUAGAAUAGGACUUAGUGUUCUGGGAACACGUUGCGGUUGGACCGCGGGAAUAGAAUACAGUAGAAUAGGACUUAGUGUUCUGGGAACACGUUGCGGUUGGACCGCGGGAAUAGAAUACAGUAGAAUAGGAUUUAGUGUUCUGGGAACACAGAGCGGUUGGACCGCGAUACAUAGAGAUUGAAGUGGGUUUCAUACCCGAGAAAGUGGUCAGGGACCACGGGCAACGCAGCGGUUGGACCGCAUAAAGAGAAAGCGAAAGUGGUAAGAAAGCCACGAAAUAGUCGAAAAUACGAAGAGAAUAUUGGUAUUUGAAAAAGUUUUAUUGUAAGCAAUAUUGUUAAGUUGUGCUAAAGAAUAGGAAUUUGAAACUUACUGAAGAUUGUACGAAAUGGCUGCUUAUUUUUAAAUGUGCUGUUUAUUUGCGCUGUUUGCUACCGGUAUAUUAUCAGCUUUACUAAGGACUGACAGCAAAUAACAUUGAGAGGAAGAAUAAACGAGAUAUUCAGGGUAAGACAUAUUUUAGUGGAAGAUAACAUGAAGACUCUUAAAGAGCAAUGGGAGGCAGCCGUAGAACAGCUUUUGAGUGGGUUAGAAGAAAGAGAAAGGCUCAAAAAGACUCAGAAAUUGCAAGAAAUGUAUGAAGAAUGGAAACAACUUAAGGGUUACGAAGAUAGGACGAAGACAAGUUUGAAAGAGCAAGUAAUUGUUCAAGAAAGUGAAGCGCACAGGAAGUUUCAGAGAGAGGACAAAAAGGAAGUGGGGUUUCUAGCUAGAAAGAAGCAUGACAAGGAAGUGAAGAGACUACGUGAAGAGUUUCAUUUGUGGCAUAGUAUGGCAGUUAGUUGUGUGGCUUUGGUACAGUUGGAUAGAGAGAGACAAGAGACAGAAAAGAAAGUAGAAAUAAAAAAAAGUGACCUUAAAGAGAAGGAAGCAAACAAAAUUCAGGAGGGGAGGGAAAUAGCAUCCAUAUAUCCAGCACUGCCACCCACUGCUCCACCUCCAUAUGCCCCGCCCCAUACACAGUUGCCAGUAUUUGAAGUACAAAAGGGUGUGUUGGACAUGGAGCAGCGGGAGGGAAAUCGCUGGAAAAUAAAAUCAGGGAAAUUAAAUUUAAUAACAGAAAACGAGACAGAGGAGAGAGAAAUAGCAAGAGAAACAGCUGAAUUGAUGAGAACACAUAGAGAGCAAGCGGCACAGGCAGAACAGAAGAUGGCAGCUCUGGAGAAAGAACUGAGGGAACAAUGGAAUAGCGUAGUACAGGAGAGGACAUUUCAACCCGGAGCACAAAGCACCCCAGGAGAAACAUUGAGUAGCAGAUUCAUAACAGUGGACGAGACUGAGAGUCAGAUAGAGGUUGAAGAACAGGGAACAUAUCCAGUUGAAAUCAGAGGAGAAAUGAAGGUGGGUAAGAGGAUGAAAGAGGAGAGCAGAUAUAACUAGAGUAUAAAGACACCAAAGAAAGUACAGGAAGGAGAUGAACAGGAAUGUAGGGAACUACAUCUCAUUCGUAGGGUACCAAAUAUCUGCCCCCUAGUGGAGACAAGUGGAAAGGUAGAAUACAAACCGUGGUCAUUCACAGACAUGGGAGCUAUCCUUGCAAAACUACCUCAUAUCACGAGUUGUGGGGGUAAAUGGAUAGGGAAGGUAAUAACUUUGACAUAAGGGCAUACAUUGGCGAUCGGAGACCUUAGAGCAUUGUUGGGACAGGAUCUGACCCUAGGACAGAUUACGGAAAUUGAGCGAGAGGCAGGAACGGUAGGAUUAUAUGAUGACUAUCCAUACUGUCGAGUUGCAUCAGAUUGGGGAAAGGCACUGCGAAAGCUGUACCCAGCACCAGCAGGCACCCUAUACAAUAUAAAAUUUUCUCCAAAAGGGGAAGAAACAGAAGCAGCAUAUCUGAGUUGAUGCAAAGGAGAGUGGGAAGAGCAAACAGGGGCUCAUCCACAUUCAGAUAGAAUACAGGAACAAAUGUUCAGAGCUGCUGUAUUGGAAGGGACUCCUAAAUCUGUACAGGAUGAAAUAAAAGCCAACCCCGACUUACCAGGUGCUUUAUGUGAGGUUUGGGAACGACAUUUCCUUCAUCACAUGUCUAGGGCGAACGAAAAAGAAAAAGAAAAGGUAGGGGAAGUAGAGGAAUUGAAAAAACAGUUGCUAAAAUUACAGUUGCAGGAAGCAAGAUCUAAAUUAAAUGAAGAAAAAGGGAAAAAGAAGGAUAUACAAAUGGUAGUUCAGGAGAUGAAAGCCCCUCCAAGAUAUAACAAAGAACAGGAAGUUGACCCAUCAAAUGUUAAAUGGGAGAGAACCACCCAAAGACCAAUGUAUUACUCCAAUAGAGGUAAGGGUGGGGAUUACAAUAGGGGGAGGGGAAGAGUGCAGUAUCAGGAAGGGUGUUUCCGUUGUGGUCGUCCGGGACACUUCGUCCGUGAUUGUCGGCAACCUGAACUCGGAGCCCAACAGAGACCGUCUCGGGGCAGAGGCCAUAACCCACACAUGGCCCCUAACGUGGAAAAAGCACCACGACCACACUCGCAGUACCCUUUGUCCACUGGAGGGGAAAGGGAGUGGUACUGAGACAGCCCACGGAACGACCUCAGCAGGGUCAGGGCGGAACCCUUGCUGACUUUGGAGGUAAACACACGUCCUGUUGAAUUCCUGGUGGAUACUGGGGCAACAUACUCCACACUGAACUUUGAACUUCCAAAAAAUCUUAUUUCAGACGAAACCACUGAAGUAAGGGGGUUUUCCGGGGCUAUAACUAGACUGCCAUUCUCCAAAGAACUCACAGUGCAGUGCAUGAAAAAACAAUCAUUGACUCACUCUUUUCUGCUGUCAUAUUCCUCACCGACAAAUUUGUUGGGAAGAGACUUGCUAGUGAAACUUGGAGCUGAAAUCCUAUGCAGCCCGGAGGGGAUUAUAGUAACUGUGAAAAAUGGUAUCACCAUGAACUGUUCCAUCAUGACCACAAUGAGAACGCAUGGACAAUGGUUACUUUCUGCAAACACCUCUCCACAGGGAGCUGACAUUUACUGGGGGAGGGUGCUUCUGGGGGACACAGGGGACACCCUGAACGAUCUGUACUCUCAAUGGGAACCUUGGAUAUUAUCAUUAGCGCCAUACACCCAGCUGAUAGAUCCACUGCAUGUCACUCUGUUUUAUGAUAGAACACAAGAGUACUGGUACCAAGAACAAUUUGAUAACAUUGCAGGAGAACAGUGGGAAAUUUUUGGGGCAGGAAUAUUGAUAGGCAAAGAGGGAGUGGCAGGUAUUGUAGAACUUACCCCCGAACAGGAACAAUGGUACAAAAUAAGGGAAGAGGCAUCACCCCAUAUAUCACUGUUAGUACACCCCCAACACCAAGCUAAAGAUCUAGGACCAAUGGUAAAGAAGGGAAUACACUUAACAGAUUGGAGGGAAACCCAACUUCCUGGUGUAAAAUAUUCAUCUAGCUCAGGGUAUUAUUUGAUCACACAGGAAACAAAAGACACUAUAGUGUUGGAACACGAAUGGCUCACAAGAUGGCAUGGUAGGGAGAAAAGUGAUCAUGAAGAUGCUGAAACAAUGUUGAAAAGUUUGCCCGACCAGUUAUGGACUCAGAGUCCCACAGAUGUAGGGUUUUGUAAAAUUACCCAGAAAUUUUGUUCGAGCUGACAUGUGAUGAUCCAAUUUGGAGGCCUCAAUAUAAGCACAAACCAAAGGCAGAGGAAGGUAUCAAAGAUACCAUUGAAGGUUUGUUAACCGCAGGGGUUUUAGAAUAUGCUGAUUCCAAUUGGAACACACCCAUUCUGCCUGUGGAAAGACAAAACACAGGAAAAUUCAGAAUGGCACAUGAUUUGAGAACAAUCAAUCAAAUCAUGAAAACUACAACUUUACCUGUUCCAAACCCAUACACUUCUCUGAAUGAAAUCACUCAAAAUCAAUCAUGGUAUACUUGCAUCGAUCUCGCUAAUGCUUUCUUCUGUUUACCCCUUGCAGAGCAUGUGAGAAACAGUGUUUGACCGUACUCACCGGACAAUCUGUGGUAGGUUUUGUGAAUUCGUCAUCAUUUACAUUUUCCACUCUGAGACAAAGAAAGUUGGAAAACUUGUCUCGCACAACCAAAUUUGGUUUUCACGCAUGAGGGCAUAAACAUGGCCUCAUAUUGGACAGAAGGAGAACCCCAUGACUGUUGUAUGACCGUGGAAAGGGAAGAGAAAAUUAGACCAGAUUUGUUGACACACAUCAUUCCAGAAGGAGUUAUGGUGUUUUCAGAUGGAUGCUGUUUCAGAGAUUCAAGUGGAACACUGAGGUCAGGAAUAGGUAUUGCAGCACUGCAAGAGGAAGAGAUUGAAAUAUUGAUAGCAGAACCUUUACAGGGACAUCAGUCAGCUCACAGAGCAGAAAUUGUGGCAAUGACAGAGGCGCUAGAGUGGGGAGAAGGAAAAAUAAUCAACCUUUUUAGUGACUCUGCCUAUGCAGUGGGUGCAGUUGUAACAGAAUUACCUAAGUGGAAAAGAUGUGGUUUUAUGGCAGCUAACAACAAACCUAUUAAACAUCAGGAAGACAUCAUAGCAUUAGCUAUCUAUUUUGAAACCCAAGCAGGUGGCAAUCAUAAAAUGUAAAGGUCAUGAUAACAGUAACUCAGAUGCGGCACAGGGUAACCGGAUAGCCGACAUGGUGGCAAAGCAAGGUGCAGGGUACGUCACACGAAUGGUGUUACAAGAUGCAGAACAGAAAGGUACCAAUAACAUUUUACCUGACCCAGACAUAGCAGUAGAACAACGCAAAGCCUCAUCUGAGGAAAAGUCUAUGUGGCUUCACAAAGGGACGGUACGUUUAAACAGUGGCUGGGUGGGACCUGACGUAAACCAGUUAUUCCACCUAGUAUGAUAAAACCCCUUAUCACUCAAGCACACACCCCCUCACAUGCUGGAAUCAAACAAACCAUUUCCAAUCUUAACCAGUGGUGGCACCCAUACCUGGCUGCUACAGUUAAAGAAUUUAUCGCUAACUGCAGGGUGUGCUCCAUACACAAUGUAUGUGCUGGAGUGAAAUGUGCUGCAGGUGUCUUCCCGCCACGGGGACCUGGUGAGGAAGUGGUUAUCGAUUACACAGACAUGGGGGAGAGAGUGGAAGGUAAACGUUAUCUUUUAGUUUUCGUGAAUGUGUUUUCAGGUUGGCCAAAGGAGUGGCCCACGGGGGAGGAAGAUUCGAUUUCGGUGAUUAAGUGUUUGAUUAACCAAUACAUUCCGCGUUACGGUUUUCCGCGAAUAAAUCGCUCAGACAACGGUACAAAUUUUAAGAAUGCGGAUUUACAAAAGGUUGAGAGUGCACUGGGAUUGCGUUUCCGUUUCGGGACUGUAUACCAUCCUAAAUGACAGGGAAAAGUUAAACGUAUGAAUCUUAACCGCAUGACCUCAUUUAAACCAUUUGAACUUCUGACGGGUCGUUCAUUUCCUGGUCCGUUCAAACCAGUGCACCCUGAACAAAUAAAAAUCUCGAUCACAGAACAUAAUUAACCAAACUGAAUGAUAUUGUUUCAAGUUUUUCCAAACAGAAAACCAUCUCUCAUGCACAUCCAGAUGCAGAAAUCACUCAAUUGGCGGAUUGGGUGAUCCUACGGGAUAUGGUAAGAUUGGACCUGCAGGAACUGCAGGACCAAAAGGGGGAAUCCAACACAGGGGAACAACAACAGGUUGACAUUUCACAACAGCAUGUUGACAUUUCCCAAAAGAACACAAAACUAACACUCAAAGAACUAAAGGGGGACUUAUUCAACAGUCCAGAACAUGAAGCAUUAGCUCACUGCAUUAGCAAAGAUUGUGCAUUUGGGAAAGGAAUAGCAUUGGAAUUCAGAAAAAGAUAUGGAAUAGACAAAGUAGUUAGACAACAGAAAGUGGUGGGACAGUGUGCGGUAACACAGGAAGGGCAAAGAACAAUCUUUCACCUGAUAACAAAAGAGAAAGCCAAAAAUUUGCCAACAUACGACACAUUGAGGCAAUAAAGGAACUCAAAAAACACUGUGAAGAACAAAGAGUAAAAAAGUUGGCUAUACCCAGGAUUGGGUGUGGUUUGGACAGACUAGAGUGGGAAAAAGUAAGGGAUGUAAUCAAAGAAGAGUUCCAAAACACAGACAUAAUCAUUACACUCAAAAAAAUGAUUCAAGCCCUUCUUAGAAAUGACACAUUAAAAUUGUGUUCAAUAAAUGUAAAAUACCUCAUUAAGAGCAAUAAGUAUAUAUAUUUAAUUAGUAUAACACAAAAUAAAUAUGUACUAUAAUUUAUUGAUUUCUUUUUAAUUGCGUUAACACAAUAAGUUUGAGUCUGGGUUCAGGAAAAAUAAUUUCCCAGCAUGCUUUGCAUGCAACUGCUUUUGGUGAGUAAUUUUUUUUAAUUAAGUGUUAUUUUAUGCAUUUUUAGGUAAAGAGAAAGACUUAAUAGUGUUUAAUGUCCCUUUAUCUUAUUGAUUUAGAAGUGUUUGUGUAAUUUUUUUUUCAAAUUGUUUGGUUACCAUCAUGCAAAAGAGUGGCGCUUGUGGUUAGGUUGUGGAUGGGACAUAUUUCUCUCAAUGAGCACUGACUGUGUUAAUGCCUGUUUGGAGAUCAGUCUCUUCUCACAUGCUCAUCCAAAGUAUCAAAUGUCAUUAUUAUUAGCAUGCUAACAUGUGCUUAUGCUAAUUGGUAUGAUAUAAAAGUGUUUUAUAUAAAAUAACAGAAUUGAGUUCUUCAGACUACACUACAUUGAGUUAUUCAAACUAUGCUAAAUUGAGUUAUUCAGACUACACUAAAUUGAGUUGAGGCAACUAAUUGACUAUUGCCAUUUACUUUAAAUUGAGUUGGACCAACUCAAUAUAUUUUCAUUGGGUAAAGUAGUUUUUUAUGAGUUAGGGGUACACAUUCAUAUUGGAUGGAAAUCCUGCCCACAAUUUUAUUGAGUUAAUCCAAUGAAUAAUUUUUUUUGAGUGUACUGUGUAUGUAAGGGAAUAAUACGUGAAAAAGGGGAGAUUGUGAAGUAUUUUACGAGUUUUAAAUAUUUUAAAUUUUUAUUUUGAGAUUUUUCAGAUAUUUUACAUUUUUCCAUUUUGAGAGUUUUCAAAUAUUUUACGUUUUUCUAUUUCAUGAUUUUCAAAUAUUUGACACUUUUCUACUUUCAGAUUUUAAGAUUUCACAUUUCAAUAUUUUACAACUUCCAAGUAUUUUACAAUUUACUAUUUUUGGUGAUUUGGCGUUACAUUUUACCAUUCUCAUGAGUUUCAAGUAUUUUACAUGUGACUAUUUUUGAGAAUUUCAAAGAUUUUUACAUUUUUCUACAUAUUGUGAUUUUCAAGGGUUUUUCAGUUUACAAUAUUUUAUGAUUUUCAAAGGACUUACACUUUAAAAUAUCCUUUUGUGAGCAUUGUUGAAAAUAUUUGAUGACACAUCAAAAUAUAAAAAAAAACAUCAUCCAUACUUCUUUCAGGAGUAUUUUUGAAGACAUCAUAACAUCGUUGUACAUUUUUAUUGAUUAUUUUACGUGGACAUUUUGAAGAUAUUUUACAAUUAUCUUGAAUUAACAUAUAUUCUUGUGGUAUAGAUUUGCAGGCUUAACAGUUUACUUUUAACGUGUGUGUUUUGAAAUUAUUUUACAUCCAGUUUGACUAUAUUUUACAGCCUUCAUCUAUAUUUUUACAAAUGUUUCAUAGUUCUUUUAUUUCUGGGAUAUUUUACAUUUUUAUUGAGUGACAGUUUUAGAGGAAUAUUUACUAUACUUUGGUUAUAUUUGAGUGUGUGGAGGAUAUACUUUUGCUAUAUUUUACAGGAUGUUUAUAAUACAUGUUCACCAAAUAUUUCACAGUUCUUUUAUGAUAGUCUAUAUUCUAAGGUUUGUGCCUAUCUUUUUUAGAAAAUUUUCAAGCAGAGAUAAUAUUUACAAGAAAUCCUAUAUUUGCGGUAGUGCCUGUUUAAAAAAAUAAACAAACAAAUAAAUAAACUGACAAAAAUUCAGGGAUUAAGAACCCAUGUAAUAGCUGGAUGACAAAAUGGUUUGGGCAAUACAGCAUGCUGAUAACCUCAUUGAUAAUGUCUAUUGCGGUGGCGGCAGUAAUACUGGUAAACUGUGGGUGUUGUUGUAUUCCAUGUAUCAGAUCUUUGUGUAACAGGUGGAUCGUGAAGACGGUGGAGGGGAAGGAUCCUCCACCGUAUCAGAUGCCACUGCUGGGAGCAGUAGGGCUAAACGAAGAAGAACCAAAGGAGGAGGAGUCAGAGGUUGAUCUCCUGUAAAGGAGAUCAAAAGGGGGAAUGAAGGAAAAUUAGAACAUUCCCACAUCCGCAUAUCCUUGAAAUAUGAAUAUUAACCGUGCUUUGAAUAAUCAUGAUUUUAUUAUUGCAUUAUUAAUGAUUGCAUUGCCUUUAAUCAUAAAGAUUUUAAGAAUAGCUUUGAGUAUUAACCUUUAGCAUAUAGUACUAAAGUGAGAAUAGUCUAGCAGACUUAGAGAUAUGAUUCCAUUGUAUAUGGGUUUUGAUAGUUGACUUUUAAAUGUCAUGUGCAAAUUUAGCAGGCUUGGAGUUUUUUCGGUAUGUAUGUAUGUAUGUGUGUUUUUUUUUUAACUUUUGCUUUGCAGAGACACCUGGGGAGAAAAACAGGAUGUCGGAGCGACAGGGUGAAAUAACGGUCAUAGUUAUUUAUAACAGGAUGAACUUCUAAAACAGAAGUACAACUUUCCAUCAAACGGGUCUGGUGAACCUUUAAGAAAGAAGUAAAACUUUCCAUCGAACAGGCCCCCACCCAAUUGCACAUAUAUAUAUUUUGGGUCAGAGGGAGAGGCAGAUCAGAUCAACCGCUUCUCGGGGGAUUUGUUUCUGCAUUGGUGUUGUGUAAAGACAGGGACAGUUUUUGACCCAGAGCUCUGUAAUAUUUCAUUUGAGAUACUUAUUAAAAAUAAUUUGAUUUGAGUUACG
This is a messenger RNA of Paramisgurnus dabryanus, 10799 nucleotides long. RefSeq lists its product as uncharacterized. NCBI's taxonomy places the organism in Eukaryota, Metazoa, Chordata, Actinopteri, Cypriniformes, Cobitidae. The record is from RefSeq and is a predicted model, not a curated record.